This is a messenger RNA of Andrographis paniculata, 1997 nucleotides long. RefSeq names its product probable pectinesterase/pectinesterase inhibitor 34. The coding region runs from base 76 to 1842 and encodes 588 amino acids. Gene Ontology annotation, biological process: cell wall modification. The transcript has 4 exons. Gene Ontology annotation, molecular function: pectinesterase inhibitor activity; pectinesterase activity. Lineage: Eukaryota; Viridiplantae; Streptophyta; Magnoliopsida; Lamiales; Acanthaceae. The record is from RefSeq and is a predicted model, not a curated record.
AUAUAUAUAACUCCAAGGGUCCUGCAUUAUUCUUACACAGUUUUUAUUUUUCUUCUUCUUUGCUCUAAGAAGAUAAUGGAAUAUGGUAGGCUCGGGAAACCCGAACCUGGAGGCUCGUCAACUAGAAGCCUAGCCUCGGAACCAAAGAGAUCUAAAAUCAGGAUUCUGGUUUUUCUGGCCGCCACACUCUUAGUUGCCUCCGCCGUCUCCGCCGUGCUGGUGGUGGUUAUUCGGAACAGAGCAAAUUCAGGCCGGGCGAAGCUGAAGCCAUCGCAGGCUAUGUCCCGAACCUGUAGCCGGACACGGUACCCGACUCUCUGCCUCGAUUCUCUCCUCGAAUUCCCCGGUGCUGUAACCGCCUCCGAUAAGGACCUUGUCCACAUUUCCGUUAACAUGACUGUGCAGAAAGUAGGUCGAGCUCUGUAUUCCGCGUCGGAGAUCAGCAAUCUUGAUAUGGAUUCGCACGUCAGGUCGGCGUACGCCGACUGCCUCGAGCUUCUAGAAGAUUCGGUAGAUCUCCUCAGUCGAUCGCUCACAACCGUCGUUCCCGGCGGCUCUCCAGAAGGUUCGACUGAAGAAGACGUCGUGACUUGGCUGAGCGCCGCCCUAACGAAUCAGGAAACCUGCACAGAAGGAUUCGAUGAAUUGAACGGCGAUGUUAAGAGCGAAAUGUCCAACAGGCUCAAGGACUUAUCGGAGCUGGUCAGUAAUUCUCUCGCUAUAUACUCCACGAUCGGCGGAGACGACGACUUCGUCGGAGUUCCGAUACAAAACCGGCGGCGGCGGCGGUUGUUGAGCUGGGAAGGAGAGAAGGAGGUGGAGCAGUUUCCGAAAUGGUUAUCUCGGCGAGAACGACGGCUGCUCGAUAUUCCGGCGGCUUCCAUUAACGCCGACGUGGUGGUUUCCGGCGACGGCGGCAAAGGUACGGUGAAAACAAUCGCGGAGGCGAUUAAGAAGGCGCCGGAGCACGGUCGCCGGCGAUUCAUCAUCUACGUGAGGGCAGGGAGGUACGAGGAGAGUAAUCUGAAGGUAGGAAGGAAGAAGACGAACAUAAUGUUCAUCGGAGACGGGAAGGGCAAGACGGUAAUAUCCGGUGGCAAAAGCGUGCAGGAUAAAUUAACGACUUUCCAUACGGCGUCGUUUGCUGCGACGGGGGCGGGGUUCAUAGCGAGGGACAUAACCUUCGAGAACUGGGCGGGGCCGAGCAAGCACCAGGCGGUGGCGCUGCGCGUCGGCGCCGACCACGCGGUGGUCUACCGAUGCAACAUCAUCGGCUACCAGGACACGCUCUACACGCACUCCCAGCGCCAGUUCUACCGCGACUGCGACGUCUACGGCACCGUCGACUUCAUCUUCGGCAACGCCGCCGUCGUCUUCCAGAACUGCACCAUCCACGCCCGGAAGCCGCUCCCGGGCCAGAAGAUCACCGUCACGGCGCAGAACCGGAAGGACCCGAACCAGAACACCGGGAUCUCCAUUCACGCCUGCCGGCUCGUCGCCGAACCGGAUCUCGAGGCGGCCCGGGCCGCCUUCCCAGCUUACUUGGGCCGGCCCUGGAAGAUGUACUCCCGUACGGUCUACAUGCUCUCCUACCUAGGCGAUCACAUCCAUCCACGUGGCUGGCUCGAGUGGAACGCCGAUUUCGCGCUUGACACGCUGUACUACGGCGAGUAUUUGAACUACGGCCCCGGAGCGGCGCUGGGGCGGCGCGUGAACUGGCCGGGGUACCGCGUGAUUAAAUCCGCGGCGGAGGCCGGUAAGUUCACGGUGGCGCAGUUUAUAUACGGCUCGUCGUGGCUGCCGUCGACUGGGGUGGCUUUCUUGGCGGGACUCUCUACUUGAAUUAAUUAAUUAACUACGGAGUCAAAAUCGUUGACUAAAUAAGUUAACUUUUUAUUCCUUUUCCUUUGUAAGAAAUAGAAAAGUGCUGUGUCGGUGAGGCCUUGCAAUAAAUGCUGUCAUGUGCAAAUUAAUGAAUGUCACGAUAAUUAAUUUGA